Messenger RNA from Linnemannia hyalina, 1851 nucleotides. The record is from the annotation of a GenBank genome assembly. Lineage: Eukaryota; Fungi; Mortierellomycota; Mortierellomycetes; Mortierellales; Mortierellaceae.
AUGCGCAUCAUAUUCAUCCCUUUCCAUCCAACCAUCUCGAUAGUUACCUUCAACGUGAUCGGAUACCCCUCCGCACCCACAAACACAUUCGGAGUCUCUAUCAACGGCGUCAUCACAAAGCUGGUCGCUGACGAAACCACCUUCCCUGUCUGGAAGGGUGUCGUCCCCACCGCCACCUCCUCAGUCUCGUACCAAUACGUCGAGCUCAACGCCGCGGGAACCGCCGUCAAGACCGAGUCCUUCUCCCGCACUCUCCCCAAAGUUGACAGCACUCACAGCUACAACGAGUUCUUUGAACGCCCCACCACCAAGUUCGCCCUUCCCCCUAUCCCUUACACCUACCUUGCCACCUGGCCCUCUUACACCAAGAUCUUUAACGAUGACGAGAUUGCUACUAUCCAUGUCACCGCUGACGCCGCCCAGAUGGCUACCCUCAAUGCCAACCCAACCGCUAGCAGCAAGGACAUACCCGACAUCCGAGUCACCUUCCGCUGGAUCGACCAUAACGAGAUUUAUACGCAGUACAACAUCUCGUUCAUCAAUUCUGGCAAAUCCUCCAAGGAGCACCGGAAGCAGGCCUGGAGGUUUGACUUUGACACCGAUUACAACCAGACCUUCUUUUCGAGGCCACACGUCAAGCUGAGGUCUGGGGCUUCGGAUCCGACCAUGUUGAGGGAGAAGACUUAUAUUGAUCUACUCAACUCUGCGGGUAUCCCGACUCAGCAGGGGCAGUAUGUGAGGCUGUUUGUCAAUAACCAGCCUUAUGGAUUGUUCCUGAUGGUGGAUGAUAUCAGGAAGUCGUUUAUUAAGCAGACUAUUCAUGGUGGUUAUCCUUCUAUUGUUAGUGGCUCCAUGGUCCAGAUGAACGCACCCGGGGGCAACAUAGAGGCAGACCUCAUCUAUAAGGGCCCCACAAGCGCCAACUACGACGAAGGCUACGAUAUCAUCAACAUCGGCAACAGCCCCAUCACCGACCCUCUCCAACAACUCAUCACAUUUAUGAAAGACCUCCAAGACUUCAACCCCGCCACUACACCUAACCCCAUCGCCUACUGGAACGACACCCGCCUCGACUUGGAUGGUUUUCUGCGCUGCAUGGCUCUCGAGUACCUUACGGGCGCCUUUGACAACUACUGGAGGUCGGGAUCGAACUAUUUCAUGUAUUUUAACCCGACCCUGGGCGCGCAGGGCAAGUGGCAGUGGAUCCCGACGGACUUUGAUGGCACCCUGGGGAACGGAUACCCGGGCUCGACUAUAUUGUCGUACCAGACUUGGGUAGACUUCGCGCCCAACGACCACCCCCUCGUCUCAAAGCUCAUCCUCAACAACACGGCCAUCAAUCCCCACUUCGAACAGACACUCAAAGAGCUCGUCCAAACCGUCUUUAAGCCCGAAGCCUUCUUCCCGCGCAUCAUGGCCUAUAACCAGAUGCUAUCCCUCGAUUACCUUUGGGAUGUCUCGAUUAACCGCACGGGACCCGGAAAAUUCAACGGAUUCACUUUUGAUGACUUUAACAAUAAUUUGGUCAAUGACACCGGGCAUAUGAGUUAUUCAGUCAAGGGGUGGAUUACGGAUAUGAGUACCUUGGUGUCGACGCAGUUGAAGUUUGAGAUCCCGGCUGGAGUUCAGAACAGGGUGGAUCCUCCUCCCAAGCCGACCAAAGGCUCAGGAAAGAAUGGUGGUGGUGGUGGUGGUGGUGGUGGUGGUGGUGGUGGUGGUGGUGGUGGUGGUGGUGAUGAUGGUGAGAAUGCGUCCGGGAAUGGUGCUGCUACCGGGAGGUCCAUGGCUGGUGGCGCGGUGGCGGCGGCUGUUGUGGUCGGUGUUGCGUCGUUGGUUUCUUUCUUGUUGUAG